Messenger RNA from Centropristis striata (black sea bass), 1872 nucleotides. It is a transcript of the gene sox1b, whose product is annotated as SRY-box transcription factor 1b. Bases 266 to 1327 code for a protein of 353 amino acids. Gene Ontology annotation, biological process: regulation of DNA-templated transcription; cell differentiation; anatomical structure morphogenesis. The transcript has a single exon. Lineage: Eukaryota; Metazoa; Chordata; Actinopteri; Perciformes; Serranidae. Gene Ontology annotation, molecular function: DNA-binding transcription factor activity, RNA polymerase II-specific; RNA polymerase II cis-regulatory region sequence-specific DNA binding. The record is from RefSeq and is a predicted model, not a curated record.
CGGUAACUUUUCUCAGUACAGCUUCAACCAAAGUAAGCUCAAACAACCGCUUUCUAUUCUUCUCAGCGCUCGCGGAUGACAGGAAAAAGGCGAAAGGGGAAGUGCGGAGCAAGUUUACCUCUGAGUGGAUUUCAUCGUGAGACGACAGCACCUUUUCAUCUCUCUCUCCGUUUCUUUAUCUCUCUCUUCCUCGGAGGUUUAGCUGUGCGCGGGCCAGCCUGAAUGUUUCUGUGUGUUUGACUGUUGUCCUACUAAGACGAGGUGAAUGUACAGCAUCAUGAUGGAAACGGACUUACAUUCCCCCGUGGUCCCCCAGACCAACCCAUCCAACCCGGGGGGACACGCGGGAGGAGGAGGCGGGGGGCCCGGCGGCAAAGUCCCCCAGGACAGAAUCAAGAGACCCAUGAACGCCUUCAUGGUGUGGUCCCGGGGCCAGCGGAGGAAAAUGGCACAGGAGAACCCCAAGAUGCACAACUCGGAGAUCAGCAAGCGGCUGGGCGCAGAGUGGAAGGUGAUGACCGAGGGGGAGAAGAGACCGUUCAUCGAUGAGGCGAAGCGGCUCCGGGCCAUGCACAUGAAGGAACACCCGGACUACAAGUACCGGCCGCGGAGGAAGACCAAGACGCUGCUGAAGAAGGACAAGUACUCGCUGGCCGGCGGGCUCCUCGGCUCUCAUGCAGGUGCAGGGAUGGGCGGCGGGCAGCGGCUGGAGAGCCCUGGAGGGGGCCACACCGGGGCCAACGCGGGCUACGCCACGCAUGUGAACGGCUGGGCGAACGGCACAUACUCGGGCCAGGUGGCGGCUGCAGCGGCGGCGGCGCACGCUAUGAUGCAGGAGGCGCAGCUGGCAUACACGCAACACCCGGGCUCCGGGGCUCACCCGCACCACCCGCACCCGCAUCAUCACCCGCACCACCACCCGCACAACCCGCAGCCCGUGCACAGGUACGACAUGAGCGCCUUAUCUUACAGCCCCAUCUCAAACUCUCAGAGCUACAUGAGCGCGUCUCCGCCGGGCUACGGCGGGAUCACCGGCUACACUCACCAGCACCAAAGCUCCGGGGUCUCCCCAGUGUCCGGGGCCAUCGGGGGGACUUUGGGGUCCCUUGUGAAAUCUGAGCCAAGCGUGAGCCCCCCGGUUUCCACGGCGCGCGCACCGCCGUGCCCUUCGGGGGACCUGCGGGACAUGAUCAGCAUGUAUCUGCCGACCGGAGAGGCGGCGGUGGACUCCAGCGUUCACAGCAGACUGCAUGUGCUCCACCCGCAGCACUACCAGAGCAGCGGCUCCACUCCGGUAAACGGGACGGUUCCUCUGACUCAUAUUUAAUCUCUAAAUGUACUAGAAGCACUACCAACCACAACCAAAUAUUUAAAGUUAGAUGUGGGCGCAGGCUGCUGAUGAAUUGUAAAUUAUAGGCGGUUAUAGCCAUAAAAAUGCAAUCACUUUGAACAAACUUUUUUAUUGUUAUUUUUAUUUUCUUUCAGUGAUGGAUUUUUGUCUGUCCGAGCUAAAGGAAAGCGCAUCCGAUUUACUUUUGCUCUCUGGGAAAGAGCAUGCCAAGUUUUGACACGAUUUAAAUUAUAAUCCGUGAAGGCUGGUGCAUUUUGAGGGUUAUUUUUUCCGACUUUUCUGUGGAAUUAAAGGCACCAGCUGUGUGUUUGAGGGAUGUUGAAAAUCUGUUUAAAGAGGGAACCGUAUAAUAAAUGGAGGGCGGUGUGGAAGAUGUGUUUUUAAAAAAGUUUCUAGGCUGCAAUUUAAAUUGAUUUCCAGUUUUAAUGCUUGUAAACAUGUGAGUCAGUCGGUGUAAUUUGAAUUUGUUUUUGUUGUUGUAAAAUCUUGUAAAUUGUGAAUAAAUAGGCCUACUGAAAACA